AUGACUGGUUCUGGUUCUCCUUGUGGAGCCUGCAAAUUCUUGAGAAGAAAGUGUGUGAGAGGUUGUGUUUUUGCUCCUUACUUUUGCCAUGAACAGGGUGCCACCCAUUUUGCAGCCAUUCAUAAGGUCUUUGGUGCAAGCAAUGUCUCAAAGCUCCUUGCUCACCUCCCUGUGAGUGACCGUUGUGAAGCUGCUGUCACAAUCUCUUACGAAGCUCAAGCUAGACUUCAAGAUCCAAUUUAUGGCUGCGUAGCUCAUAUUUUUGCACUCCAACAACAGGUGGUGAAUUUACAAGCACAACUAGCUCUUCUCAGGGAACAAGCGGGUCAGAUCUAUCUCAAUGCCUCGGCCAUAGAAAGCCCUAAUGAGAAAUACUUAGGAAAAUCUACCACUUUUCCCCAAUAUCUUCAAAGUUGGUUCCAGAUGGAGAAUCCCAUUAACUUGGCUUCACAAUUUCUUCCUAAAUUCUCCACCAAUACUUCAACACAGUAUUAUGAAAAUACUGAUACCCUCAUGGACCCAAGCCCUAUUGGAAAUGAUGAAAAUUCCGGAACCGUAGAGGAAAGCAUCUCACUUUCUAACUUCGAAGAGAGUUGUAACUCCAUGUCCUGUGACAUGCAAAGGCAGUGGAGCUUUUAUCAACUGGAUAACCUUCAGUAA
This is a messenger RNA of Sphenostylis stenocarpa, 660 nucleotides long. NCBI's taxonomy places the organism in Eukaryota, Viridiplantae, Streptophyta, Magnoliopsida, Fabales, Fabaceae. The record is from the annotation of a GenBank genome assembly.